Molecule: messenger RNA, 264 nt
Organism: Strongylus vulgaris
Lineage: Eukaryota; Metazoa; Nematoda; Chromadorea; Rhabditida; Strongylidae
Source: the annotation of a GenBank genome assembly
AUGUUGGUCAUCUUACUUCCUCUCCUAUUUGGCCUAAUCCAAGCAGAUGAUGUUCGAAUGGACUGCCAUCCUGAGCCUGACGCUGACAAGACGAAGUGCGAGAAGAGAGGUUGCAUAUGGGGUCCUAGCGCUUCUGUGGAAGCCGCGCUAGAGAAGAACAAUGGACCAGCAAAUCCAUGGGGAGAAGAUUUCAAGAAGAUAACGAUCAGUUCGAAUUACAUUGGAAAAACUUUGAAUGUGAAGAUUGGAGUGAAAGGACGGUAA